Messenger RNA from Pseudo-nitzschia multistriata, 1920 nucleotides. Lineage: Eukaryota; Bacillariophyta; Bacillariophyceae; Bacillariales; Bacillariaceae. The record is from the annotation of a GenBank genome assembly.
AAAAAAAACAUCAUCCCACCAUCCCACUAACGCAACCCGACAUUCCAAUUGUUGUAGGCAGUGGACUACCGAUAGCACAGGAGAGAGUUUGCAAGACACUUCGGACGGUGGUAGAGAAGGUCGCGAAGCAACAGAGCAAUCGAGGAGAAAUUGGUUGGACGAACUAUUCCAGCCACGAAGAAUUUGCCCCACCCAAAUAAUGAUUUCCUCGUGUUUCACAAGGACGGUGGUGKCCCAUACCAGGGCAGCUUCGUCCUCUUUGCUCGGAAUGACGAUCGGAAGGUCCGUUAUAGGCACCAAGGCAGGGAUUCUUUUGAGCGAUGGCAGCUGUAGCACAAGCAACAACAACAACAACGCCACGACGCUUUCGCACCCGGCAACCUCCGCGCUGCGGUGGAAGUCGUCGGGCGGCAAAAGAAAAUCCUUCCGGCCCCGCCGGGCCCCCACAAAGGGCGGCUACUAUUCCCGGCUGGACCGCUCCCGUGCCGCCGUGUCCUUCCGGCGCAAGCCCACGGCGGGACCACGGGAACCCAACGACGUCAAGACGCCGAUGCCCCGGAUCGAUCGGUCGCAGAUCCGGGUCCGCGACGCCCUCGACGAAGAAGGGAGCGGCGACGACGACCUGACGCCCCUCGGACCCCUCAUGGGGGGCGCCCUCCGGGCCCUGCGCAAGGAGGCCUCCGGGUCCAACCUCCUGCUGGGGAGCAACACGAGCACCAGCAGCACCGACGCCACCCUGGAAUCCCAGCUGAGGCUGAUGGACUUUUUCACCAGCGCGGACGGAUCGACGGAGGACCUGGUGGGCGCGAGGCGCGCCGCUGCGGCCGAUGCCCACGGCGACCCGGGGGAAAUGCUCCGGAAGAUCGACGAGCUGGUGGACAAGGAGCGUUUCGAGUACAUGGAGCUGCCGACGACGGAGGACCUCUUUCCGGGGAACGUCGAAGGAAGCCCCGUCGGUGGGGACGACGCCAACGCCGUGCAGAUCCCCCACAACCAGCUGGCGCACGGAGAAUGGUGAGUGACCGUGUGGUGUGGUGUGGUGUGGUGUGGUGUGGUGUGGUGUGUUAUACACAUGGCAAUUGUGUGGUGCAGCUUCGACGUUCACCAAACAAUACCGUUCUUUUUCUCACGAGGAACUCCUUCUGUGUUCUGUCUCGUCUCGUCGUUUUCUUCGUCCCCCUUCGUGUGUGACGGUUUCUUCCCGAUGAACAACCUCCCACCUCAAAAUCCCAAAAAGGGGCGAGAUGCUCAUUCGCACCGACCGGGUUAGCAAGAUGUGGCGCGGCGGACGCGUCGUAUCUUUCCGGGCCCUGGUCAUCGGGGGGAACCUCCGCGGCUGCGCCGGUUUCGGAAUCGGUAAGGCCUUUGAACCGGAAGACGCCGUCGAGAUUGCCUGCCGGAUGGCAAAGCGCAACAUCUUCUUCGUGGACCGCUACCGGGGGCGGACCCUCACCCGCGACCUGGUCGGGAGGCAGAACUCCUGCAAGGUCGUCCUGAGGACCACCACCAACGGCCUGCGGGGGAAUCCCCUCUGCUGCGAGAUCCUCAAGCUGAUGGGAAUCACCAACGUCGUCGCCAAGGCGCACGGGAGCCGGAACCACUACAACGUGGUCCGGGCGACCUUUAAGGCCCUGAUGACCCACGAGUCCCUCGACGAGGUGGCCCUCAAGCGGGGUCUGCGGCUGGUGAACCUCCAGCGGGCGAAGCGGCUGGGAAUCUGAGAAACGAAACGAGACGAUUGGAGUUGAGUUCGUUCGUAGUGGUGCACUAGCUCAAAAAUUCAAUCCAUCGAAAGGGAGCCAUCCGAUUGACGAAAAAAAGUGAAACACUAUGCUGCUGUCUCUGGCGAAAAACUCGUAUGAAGAGAACACAUCUACAAAUGUGCUAGCAUGUAAUACGUAAAAAACAUCUAUUUAAAUG